UGCUAUGGGAACGGUGCACGCAGCUCCGCGCCGCCUUAGCGGCGUCGCUGCGGUUUGGCCUUGUUGAGGGGGUGCAGAAUGCAUGCAGCUGAAAAGAAAGUCCGUGCCUUUGUGCGAGUCAAGCCAACAGCUCAUUUUGCUCAAGAUGUGAUCAAGUUUGGGCCAGACAACAAGAGCAUAGAUAUAUACAUCAAAAAAGAUGCCAAGAAGGGAGUUGUGAAUAACAAACAGACCGACUGGUCCUUCAGACUGGAUGGUGUCCUUCACAAUACCUCCCAGGAACUGACGUAUGAGACUGUAGCUAAGAAAUUGGUGUCUGAAGCUUUAACUGGCUAUAAUGGUACAAUAAUGUGCUAUGGGCAAACAGGGGCUGGUAAAACUUACACAAUGACUGGAGCAACUGCAGAGUACAAGCAUCGAGGCAUCAUACCCCGAGCUGUGCAGCAGGUCUUCAAAGCAAUCGCGUGUUCUGUUGAUUCAUUCAUCACUGUCAGGAUAUCCUACUUGGAAAUCUACAACGAGACACUGUGUGACCUUCUGUCCACCACGACAAGCAGUGGGGCCAGUGACGUGCAGAUGGCUGUAGUGGAUUGCCCACAGGGUGUUUAUGUGAAAGGCUUAUCUAUACAUUCUGUUAGCGACGAGGAGGAUGCUCUCAAUCUCCUUUUUGAGGGUGAGACCAACAGAGUGAUAGCAGAACACUCGCUGAAUAAAAAUUCCUCCAGAUCUCAUUGCAUCUUUACUAUCUAUAUUGAGACUCGUGUCAGAGUUCUCUCAGAUAUCAGAUGCAUUAAUUCUAAGAUCAACUUAAUAGACUUGGCAGGAUCCGAGAGACUGAGCAAGACUGGAUCUGAAGGGCGGGUGCUGAAGGAAGCCGCGUACAUCAACAAGUCUCUGUCAUUCCUUGAGCAAAUCAUCAUUGCCCUGGCUGACCCGAAGAGGGAGCACAUCCCCUUCCGGCAGAGCAAGCUUACCCACGUUCUCAAGGACGCCUUAGGGGGAAAAUGCAAUACUGUCCUAGUGGCCAAUAUCUGUGGGGAAGCUCUGCAUGUAGAGGAGACUUUGUCUUCUCUUCGUUUUGCUACCAGAAUGAAAUGGAUCACAACAGAGCCAGUCGUUAAUGUGACAUACGACUCAGAGGGAACAGUGAAGACUUUGGAGAAGGAAAUCAGUCUUCUGAAGCAGGAGCUGGCCAUGCAUGACAGCUUGGUAAAUCGUUCUUUGGUGACUUAUGGCCCUCUGACUGAUGUCCAGGUAGCAGAGAUUAAAUCUCAAAUCCAUAAAUAUCUACAAGGAACCAUUGAUGAAAUUGACAUAAUGAACUUCAGGCAAGUCCAGGAGGUAUUUAGGCAGUUCAAGCUGAUUGUAAGACAACAGGAAGGUGAAGUGGAAACCAGAUUGCGAAGCAAGUAUGUUCUGAUAGACAAAAACGACUUUGCUGCUAUUGCUGCUGCUCAGAAGUUGGGUAUAGUUGAUGUGGAUCACCAUUUGUUGAAGAGACGAGAUGUGGAGACCAGACCUACCCCAGUUUCACCCAAACCUGAUGAGAAGAAGAAGAAAUUCAGGACAAGCAGUGAGCAGUUCAAGAAGGAAGGAACUAAAAGCUUCUUUUCUGGGAGAGACCUGGCUGCUCACUUACCAUCAAAAAGUCAGGUAAUCAUUCCCACCAAGAAUUUGGAUGUGAAAGAGAAAGCAAAGAAUGAGGAUACAGCAAAAAAUGAUGCACAGCCCUCAAAGCCAGUCUCUGAGGAGAUUUCCCAGCGGCCCAGCUCCCCUCCAUCCAGGGCAGUGGCAUUUGAGCAAUUUAAGGAGGAGUGUGGAAGUGAGAUCAACAGGAUCUUUAAAGAGAACAAAAGCAUCCUCCUCGCCAGGAGGAAGAGAAGCAGUACGGUUGCCCGGAGGAUCAACAUCAUCAAACAGGAAAUGGAGGACAUCAAAAAGGCUCUGGAGGCUCAGAGGCAGGAGCGGUCGCAGCAGGGAGAGUAUGUUGAUGAGAAAGGACGCCUCAUCAUUGAUGAGAAGGAGUUUUUACUCAUCAUGAAGUUAAAGGACCUGAAGGAAGAGUACAGAUGUAGCUAUGCUGAACUGCAGGACCUGAAGGCAGAAAUCCAGUACUGCCAGCACCUGGUGGACCGGUGCAGGAACAAACUCAUCUCAGAGUUUGAGAUCUGGUACAGUGAGUCUUUCCUCAUCCCCACGUAUGUGCAGAAUGCCCUGAAGCCCAGUGGCAACAUCAGACCUGGAAUGAUUCCCAUAAACAGAGUUAUGUGCCUGGAGGAAGAUGAGCAGGAAAGGUUCGAGCGGAUGCAGGAGGCGAUGCUGCCCGCUGGGCCGGAUUCUGUCUCGUUCUACAAGGCAAAAAUGAAAACUGAUCAAAAGCACACAUACAACAGAGCCAUGUCAUCCCUCAAACUAAUGCACAAGAAACCUGGGCACAUCACAGCUGCAGGGAAGGACAGAGCCCUGCCGUUUCUGCAUGUCACAUAGCAGACUGGGGCUCGCCUGGCAUUCUGCACAAGGGGGAUGAGCAAUGUCACUUUAUUUUCACAACUGGUUUAUCAAAAAUAAACAGAAGGGAAAAAAAAAUA
Lagopus leucura (white-tailed ptarmigan) is the source of this 2588-nucleotide messenger RNA. RefSeq names its product kinesin family member 9 (gene KIF9). Gene Ontology annotation, biological process: microtubule-based movement. The coding region runs from base 79 to 2487 and encodes 802 amino acids. Lineage: Eukaryota; Metazoa; Chordata; Aves; Galliformes; Phasianidae. The transcript has 21 exons. Gene Ontology annotation, molecular function: microtubule motor activity; microtubule binding; ATP binding. The record is from RefSeq and is a predicted model, not a curated record.